Molecule: messenger RNA, 6714 nt
Organism: Periophthalmus magnuspinnatus
Lineage: Eukaryota; Metazoa; Chordata; Actinopteri; Gobiiformes; Gobiidae
Gene: gon4lb
Product: gon-4 like b
Exons: 29
Coding region: 88-5094 (1668 amino acids)
Biological process (GO): regulation of DNA-templated transcription
Cellular component (GO): nucleus
Molecular function (GO): transcription coregulator activity
Source: RefSeq, a predicted model, not a curated record
CCGCAGCAGUAGAGGGCGGUAGUGCGCCUCAUUAAGCGGUGGCGUGUUGUGUGGAGCUAGCAUGGGCGCUAGCGUUAGCCUGGAGCUAUGCGGCAUUUAGUGAAGAGAGGGAGUUCUGACCAAAACCUUUAUCAGUCCAAACGUGUGAAGAGCGAGUAUGCAGCGUCUCUUGCUGCAGACACAGUGCCCAGGGGGGACAACAGCCCAGAGACCAGUGGAGACACAAGUGGACACACCAGUGGGGAAGACAGCCAUGGCAGUGAAAACCAGCUGGAAUUGGACCUGUGCAGGAUGUCUCGCAAACACAACCUCACAAAAAGGAAUGUCCAAAACAUCUUACGGGAGGUGAUCACACAUGAGCGUGUGGUAGACAUGAUGAGGGCAGCCAUCAGAGACACUCAGGACCUGCCUCUCUUUGAGCCAAAAAUAACACGGUCGAGGCUGAAGCAGGCCGUGGAGCAAGGACAGAAGGUGAAUUGGAGCCUCCCUGCUGUCAGCUCCACAAACAGAGGCUCGGGGUUUGUGGACAUGGACCUUGAGGAGGAAGAGGACUCCUCUGAUGAAGAGUACUGUCCUGAUGAAGAUGAGGAGGAUGACACAACGGAUGAGCUGUUGCUGAGCGAUGGCGACAGUCUGGCCUCUCCUCUCAGAAUGCAGCCUUGCUCUCAGACAAGCACACCUCAGAGCUCAGCCCAAUCACUUUCCAAAACCACAGACUCCUCCCACUGCCACAGAGUCCCGCCUUCUGACCCACCCACCGACUCUUUCUUAGACCGGCUCAAUGCUGUAGAGGAGGAGCUCAACUCUAACGCCUCCUACUUUUAUCAGGAUGAGGACCGGUUGGCAUCUCGCACUCGCUCAAAGCUUCCUCUUGUGGAUGUUCCUAUAAAUCGCCUGGAGGCAGAGCUUCUUGCCCCGGACAUCACUGCUGAUAUGUACGCAAGUCCCUCCCAUCAGACUCAGGAUCCUCAUUGGACCCAGUGGCUGCAGGGCCUGCUGGCUCCUGAGAACACAGAGGAGGCAGAGGAUGAGGACGACCCAGAAUACAACUUCUUAGAAGACUUGGAUGAGCCGGACCUGGAGGACUACAGGACAGACCGAGCUGUACAGAUCACAAAAAAAGAAGUCAAUGAGCUGCUGGAGGAGUUUUUUGAAACGCUCCAGGAGCAGGCUGCUGAGGAGGAGGACCAUGAGGACGUAGAUGAUGAAGAGUCAUUCAUGCCUGGACCUCAGUUUAAUGUUCCUCAGUCUUUACGACUUGAGCCUUCAUUGGUGCCAUUACUGAAUGUGAUGAGGCCCAGCCAGACAAGAAAAGCCCUCCAGGACACCACUAACACCCCUCAAACCCAGACUGUGAGCACUCCUCCAAAUCCCUUUAAGAACCAGGGCAACCUCAGCCUGCACCAGCAUCAUGUGAUCCAGGCACCAUGGACGGGCAGUCAUGCUACUCAGCUCAUUCUGCUGCCACAAAGUGCUGGUCCAGCGCUGAAGCUGAGUGAACAGCAGAGGGGGCAUCUACAGCAGCAGAUACAACAGCAUGUCCAGCUGCUAACUCAGAUCCACCUCUUAACCAAAGGUAUCCAGGCUCUGAACCAUGAAGCUGAUGUCACCAAAAACUUCCUGGUUGAGUUGGAUCAGUUUGCUCGUCAUCACAGAAGUGUUUCUGUCAGUAGUUUCAAAGUGUGUAACCUGCAGCCAGCUCUAGAUCUUAUAGAAGAAGGUGUAUCCUCUGUUUCUCACGGAUCUACUCUGGGAUCUGUGGCUGAUCCUAAGCGCUGGUUGCCCUCCAUGACACCAGUGACUAAUGGCCAUGCCUUCCCUCUGCUUCCUGCACAACUGGCCUGGGUUUUUGCUACUCGUCCUGUCUUUUUGUAUCCAGAGCUACUUCCUGUAUGCAGUCUGGACCCCGCUCUCCAUCCAUGUCACAAACGACAGGUUUACACUCAAGGAGAAGACGGCCUGAUUGUUCUCGGUAUGAAGCAUUUUGAGGGCAGCGUUAAACCUGACCAGCUUAUCACAGACUUUUUGGUUUGUAAGACGCGUUCUAACUUCACUAAACACAUCCGCGAAAUGAGCAGCAAGAGAGCACUUCCCAACAUUAUCAAGUCUUUCCUUGCAUCUGGUGGCGUGCCCCCUCUGCCUUUGGCCUGUGCCCCUGUGGAUCCAUCAGAGCUGUGCCCUCCAGUGGAUAGAUACUGCAACCACUGUCCCAACUGGCUCAAAAACAGCCGGGAAACCAUACAAAAAACCCGUCUUUCGCCUUCUCCUCCAAGAUAUCCCUAUUAUCUUCCUGUUGGAUGCACGUUGAGGCUUCAUCCUCACUGGCUGCCUAAGUGCCGCCCCCCUUUGUCAAGGCCAAAGCGGCGUUUAUUUACACUUGCACACAAUCGAACUUUAAAGCCCCUUGCAAAAAGAUAUGGAACUCCUGAGCAGAGUAUAGUGACAACACUCCAACAAGAACACAACACAACACAACACAACACUGGAGAAGAUGAGGUUCAAAAAUCUCCAUGUCCUACACCCUUCUCUGGAGACCUAACUCAAGACCAAGGCCAGGCAGGUGCCACUGCCUUUAUACUGAGUCCCAGUCCAAGUGUACUUUUGAACUGUGAGACAGAUGCGCAAACAUGUACUCUGAUUCCACCUCUGCUCCCUAUGUCUUCUAACAUCAGACCGCUUACAGUUCCACUGGUACAGCCACUUAUAAGAGCCCCACCCAGCACCUGUCCACACACACUGCCAAUACUAGGGACGACAAGCCCUGUGAAACUCUCCCCUCAGCUGUGCACUGGAGUGGUCCUGUUCCAUACCAUUUUAGAACCAACACCCAAUCUUAGCGCUGUACAACAAAAUAACAAAGAUGAGAGCAAUUGUGUGAGUGACAAAGAAAUUAUUAUAAAAAAAGAGAGUAUAAAAUAUAUCCAUUUACUUGACAACCUGGGAGGAGGUGACUGUGAAGAAAAUGAGGACCAAAGUAGUGACGACAGUAAUGGGGCUAAUGAAGGACAGAGACCCGGUGAAGGAGGCACUAGCGAAGGGGGAGGAGCUAAAGAAGGACAGGGACCUGGUGAAGGGGAAGAGGCUAAUGAAGGACAGAAACCCGAUGAGGGAGGAGGAGUGAAGAAAGGACAGGCACCCAGUGAGGGGGGAGGGGCUAAAGAAGGGGUAGGGGAUAACGAAGGACUGGGACCUGGUGAAGCGGGAGGGGCUAGCGAAGGACAGGGACCCGGUGAUGGGCCUGGAGAAGGAGGGGGAGGAGGAGAUGAAGGUGGGGAUGAAGAUGAGGAAGAGGAAGAGUUUGAUGAUCUCACUCAAGAUGAAGAUGAAGAGGAAGUGAUGUCAUCAGCCUCUGAGGAGUCUGUGCUCUCUGUUCCUGAAUUACAGGAGACCAUGAAGCAGCUAACAUGGCUGGCUGCUGAGAGAAGACUUGGUGAUGCUGAUUCAGAAGAGGACCUUUCUCAAGAGGAUGAGGAGGAAGAGGAGGAGGAAGAUGGGCCCACUAAAGGCGAGGAGUCCAAAGAGGAGAGAGGACAUGAAACCAGAGGAGAUGAAGAGAGGACAGCAGGAGAGGAGGCUACACGUGGAGCCAGCAGAGGGCCUUCUCGAGGGCGAGGUCGGUCCCGUCCACCUCGUGGGCUCAAGCGCAGUCGUCAAGACCGAAUGAGUAAAGAUGCCUCCAAACUUUUACUGCUGUACGACGAGAACAUUCUGGAGAAGGACCCUCAGCGAGAGAGCAAAGACACGGCCUUUGCACAAGGCUACCUCAACCGAGUGUAUGAGGCUCUACAGGACACCCCUAUGAAGAUGGAACAGUUUGUGACUCUCUUGGGGGAGUUUGAAAAGGUCGGGGAGAUGCCGGAUGUGGUCUCCUUGUUCCAUAGGCUGCAGUGCAUUCUGGGACAUCGCACAGAUCUGCUCAGAGACUUUGCAGCAUUCCUACAGCCUGAACAGGCUUUAGAGUGUGGCCUGUUUGAGGAGCAGCAGGCGUUUGACCGCAGCAGACGCUUCUUACGACAGCUGGAAAUCAGUUUUGGAGAUAACCCAUCGCACUACCAGAAGAUUAUCAAGGCCUUACAGAUGGGCCCUGACGUCAGCCCCACCAGUGUCAAUGAGUUGAAGUCACAGAUGACAUCUCUGCUAAAAGGACACACCCACCUGCAGUCGGAGCUGUGGGUCUUCUUUGAUGAGCUGCACCCUCCACCCGCACAGCCAGGGCAUUUUGAGGAAGCACAGUGGCCAGAAGAGGCAGAGGGGAGGGAGGGAGGGGGUGUGGGUUCAGGGCACACCAGUGGCUUUGAGGAGGUCACACUCCCUGAGCUGGAUGAAGAGGAGGACAGACCCAAAAUCCAACCAAUGACAGUCAGACAACAGAGAAGGAAGAUGGUCUACAAGUGUGAUUGGUCAGGGAAAUCGUGGAUGUGUCUCUGUCAUGAUGCAAACAGUCGUAAACCUGGAAAGAAGGCGUGUCCACGGUGUAAGGGUCUAAGGGUAUCCAGAGCCAUGAAGAGCCUGCAUCCUCUGUACUCUCAGAUGAGCUGUGACAAGGAAGUCAGCUCUCACACAGAACAAAGUGUUGCAUCUUGGGAAGGUCCAUUUCUUCUGCACGUAGAGGAUAAUGAAGACAAGGACGAGACAGACAGGGAGCUGUCUGAGAAGAGGCAAAGAGAACAGGGCACGCCCCUGACGGAUGAUGUCACGGACUCUUCUCCCUCUGUGGCCCCUCCCUCUUCUGAUUACAGCCCUGGGCAGCCCUGUGUCUCCCCACCCCACACUGACCUGAAUGUAACCGUGCCCCCCUCCCCUUCACAGGAGCUCACGGUGUGUGCUAAAAACAUCUCUCUGACAGCCAGCGGAGAGAAGGUCAUCCUCUGGACCAGGGACGCAGACAGAGUCAUCCUCACACGAUGUCAGCAGGAGGGAGCCAACCCCUGUACCUUCCAGCAGAUUUCCACCGUCCUGGGCAACAAGACCCCGAGCCAGGUUUCACAGAGGUUUCAGGACCUGAUGCGUUUAUUCCACACCACAGCACGACACACCAGCUCUGAAGAUGAAGUUCCUAGCACCGAGGCAGCCCCGAAACAUGGAGAAGACUGAAGAAUUAAUCAGGACCUAGGCUGAACCAGACCUAGCCAAUCAGGACCAAGGCUGAACUAGGGCCAGCCAAUGAGGACUAAGGCUGAACCAGUCCAAGCAGAAUGAAGCCUGAACUAAAGCUAGUGUGUGCAAAUAUGUAGCAUAGAACUGAAUAUUGCAGUAAGCUGACUCUGGGCGUCUAACAAAGUGAAGUUAUUCACCAUGAGUACAGGACCCGAGACAUAAACAUUCAACACACUGGCACUAUUCAGAGAUAGAGCUAUCCGUAAAGAAAUGUCCACAAAGACUGAGCAGAAUGGUAUUCUGUCCAAUUGAAAAUGCCCCAUCAAUAAGUUUUUUUGUUUGUAAAUGGCUGUAAAUACAUUUAUAUAUUUUGUUAAAAAAAAAUGUUUUUAUUGAGUGAAUUUGAAAAGAACCAAUGAGGGGUGUUCCAAGGUGAUCUUAAAAAAAGAGUUUGUGAGACUUGGGGCUGCAGCCCUCCACCCACCCCACAUCACACUCCAUCAGCCUCAGUGUAAACUCAUUGUAGGUAGCAAUUAUUACUGCCAAAAAACUGGAUGAGAGAGGGGUAUUCCUGAACUGUUUUUAAUUGUAUCAUAUUACUAAAAAUGUUAAAUCGGAAUAGACCAAUAUAUCAACUGGCUGAUAUGUUUGUCCAAUAUGGGCACAUUAGGGAGAAGUAUCAGCUAUACACCAAAAUCUUACUGAUUCUCUGGUAUUCCAUAUGAGCAUGUUAUACUGUUGAGACUAUUUAUACAAAAUUAUAUCCGUCUUUCAAGUGUACUGUCAAAAGGUUGAAUAACAAUCAGUCCAAUUUGUAAAUGUAUUUACUCUCACCUAAGUUUUAGAAUAAGCCCUCUAUUUACAGUGAAAUAUUGUAUAUCACUAAAUAUUUAAGUAGCAUUUUUUGAGUAUUGGCUCCAAAAAUGGUAAAAUUGGUGGGUUCUAUGGUGUCUGUACAUGUGACUGGAGGUCUGAGGUGAGAAGUCAUUGUUCACACUUGUUUAUGUGCCUUCAUCCCGGUGUCUAGAUUAUGAUCUGAGCAUUGAGAACGUUUAUGGAAACAUAACAGGUGACUUAUUACUAUCACGAUUACUAUUAUUACAACUUAAAGCUUCAUAUUUUCCCAAAAAUUUACUUAUUUUCAAAUACUGUUACUUGCUUCACAUAACUUAGGAAGUGACUGUUUCCCAACUGACAAGAAAAAACAAAACUGAUCAGUGCAAGCCAGCUGUGACAGCUGUUAGUACUUUUUGUUUUUCCCAACCAAAAACAGAAAAUUGUAACACUAAGCUGACAAGCUAGUAAUCACAAUCUGCUUCAUCAAAUUUGAAAUCAUUACAAUUAGAUUAAUCUUUGUAAACCCGAUGACUGGGCCAGGCACCAGAACCUGGCUGUGGAUUAACUAGUACCAGGCAGUUGAGGAAAAAACAAUAUUUUUAAAAUGUAUUUUCUAUGUUUUAUAUUCUAUUUCAAUUGUUUUAUUGUUUAGUAAAAUUAACAAAACCAAACAUGAGAAAUAAAAAUAUUUGCAGUUUUACUGCGAUGCGAACAACAAUGCCAGAAAAAUCUGAUGUAGGUCCUAUGACCUAUUACUACUACACUUACAAUAAAAUGGUG